Molecule: messenger RNA, 962 nt
Organism: Gossypium arboreum
Lineage: Eukaryota; Viridiplantae; Streptophyta; Magnoliopsida; Malvales; Malvaceae
Exons: 5
Coding region: 180-827 (215 amino acids)
Source: RefSeq, a predicted model, not a curated record
AGCUUUGAUUGGAGUCAGGUUUAACUUGUAAGGAAGAGAUAUCAGGAAAUACAUGUGAAAAACCAUAAACAUUAUCAUCAUCAUCAUCAUCCCUUGGCGUGCUGGAACACUCUUUGGUCCUUUCUUAAAGCAGUUUCACAAAAACCAUCCCAUUGAUUUACGAAAAAAAGGAAUUUGUGAUGAAUAAGAUGUUUACCAAAGGUUGGUCAGUUUCCUACAUGCUGCAAAACCGCAUUGAAACACUGUUUCAUCCUUACAAAACAUUGGGGAAAUCUUCAGGUGACAUGGGUAAGUUACCUGGUUCCGCUGUCAACAACAACCAAGGGCUGAGAUUCAUUAGCAACAAUAUGGGAUUCUGGAGAAAAGUCGAUACUAACAUCGCUAUGAAGGAUGUGAGGGAAAAUGAUCACAGCCCACCAGGUGCUGGUUCAGGUCUUCCAUGGUGCAGUUUCUCACGCUGGGCAAGAUGCCUUUUGGGAGCUGUGUUAGGUUUCUUUUUUCCACUCUGGAAGGUGCAAUGUGCCAAUUUAAAGAGGAUUGAAGGAGAAGCAGAGAUGGUGGUGGAAGGGGUGGAAACGGUGGCGGAAGUGGUGGAAAAGGUAGCAACGGCGGCGGAGAAAGUAUCCGCUGAGGUGGCGGAAAAGCUUCCCGAUGAUAGCAUGCUGAAAAUUGCAGCAAUGGAGGUGGAACAUGUUUCUGAAAUAACUGCCCAUGAUGCUCAUGCCACUACACACUUCAUUCACCAGGUUGAAGAAAUAAAGCAUGAGUUGGAUGAAUUGGUUAGCAAGUUGGAGAAGCAAGGACCCCAAAAAUUGAUUCAUAGGUAAAAAUUCUUUGAAUAAGUUUUAAAAAUAAGUUUGCUAUUAAUUUUAUCAAUUCAUGUAAUUUUUUUAAAACAUUUCCUUGUAUUAAUUGUAUAAAUAUGAAUAUAAUAUAAAUUAUUUAUUACAUUAUUUUUAAAA